AUGAAGCCUCAGUUCUUUGCUAUGGCCGUCGCCUCGCUUGGCGUGAUGGCAGUUCCUGACACGGAUGUUCCGGAAUGCCAAGAAGAACACAUGAAGCCGUGGAAAGGCGACAUAUUCACGUACGAAAGCCCCACCUCCAACCAAACGUGCGACAGCGUCACCAUCACCUUUCCCGACGGUGAUCCGAGUAAACUGGUGCACACCAACAUCUCAGGCAAUACCGGUCGUUGUGCGAAGCCAGAGCAGACUAUAACUCUUCCCGGUGACAUCUCUGGGCUGAUGCGGCUAGAUUGGCAAUGCGCUGGCAGACUGCCGUCACCAUGCCGCAUCAUCACUGUCAAAGACGAGUCGCGCCCGGGCCUGAGCAGCAAUGCGACGGCAUCAUUUUCUAUACAGCAGAGUUGUCCUAGCGCGACCACAGCGGCUAGUUCGAUGUCUACGGUUGGAGGAGCCAGUACUUUCCGUACUACAACGGCCCUGGUUGUGCCAUCGAGCAAUGAGCCGUCGUUCGCCGCAUCGCCUGCAACAUCGCCUGCAGCAUCGUCCGCAUCGUCCGCAUCGUCCGCAUCGUCCGCAUCGUCCGCAUCGUCCGCAUCGUCCGCAUCGUCCGCAUCGUCCGCAUCGCGUCCGCUCGUCCGCAUCGUCCGCAUCGUCCGCAUCGUCCGCAUCGUCCGCAUUGUCCGCAUUGUCCACAUCGCCUACCGCAUCGUCCGCAUCGCCUGCCGCAUUGUCCGCCGCAUCAGCGUCCCCGACGACGGCAGCCCUGCCAAACACGACAUCGAACAUGUCUGUUCAGCCCAAGAGCGCAUCUCCCUCAGGAUGUACCUGUAUUCAUAG
Molecule: messenger RNA, 837 nt
Organism: Cordyceps fumosorosea ARSEF 2679
Lineage: Eukaryota; Fungi; Ascomycota; Sordariomycetes; Hypocreales; Cordycipitaceae
Exons: 1
Coding region: 1-837 (278 amino acids)
Source: RefSeq, a predicted model, not a curated record